AUGAUUAGUGAUGAACUUUAAAAGUAUAAAGAGAUGGAAGAGAUUUUUCUGAAAGAAUUUCAAUCGAAAAAAGGAUCAUAUUUUCUCAUUUCAUCACAGUUAAAUAUUCAUACUAUUCUUAAGAUGGUUAAAUAACUGGAAGAAGAAAGUAGGGUUCGAGGGUGAUCCAAAUCACUCAAUUUCUUUGGGAAAUAUCAAUAGUGAUAUUGGAUGCAAACCUAAACAGGUUUUAAGAUAUGACCCAAUUGAUCAUCAUCCAUGGAAUACUCAAUUAAAACCUAAUUUAAUUGAAGGCAAAGAUUAUGUUGUUGUUGAUUCUAAUAUGUGGUAAUAUCUCAAAGGGUAAUUCUAAAAUAUGUGAAUUUAGAAUAAAUAAAUAAAGAAUCGAUUUUACAAUAGAAAGAGAUUCAUUUCUAAACAAUGAUGGAUAAAGAUAAAUUUAAGCAUAUUUAUAAUGCAUUAAAUUUGUGCCCAUAUUCCCUUCAGCUAUGAUGAAACUUCAAACUACUAUGAUUGAAGGUGAAUAAUACAUUUCACCAAUUGCGCUAAUAAGCGAAGUUGUUACUAUUUUAAGCAAAACAUUGAAAACAGUGUAAGAAUAAUAUCUAAAGACUUAGUACAUCUUUUAAAUUUGUUACCAAAGACAAUAUUAGAUUAUAUAAGUUAGGAAAAACUUGGAAUCUAGAAAACCUUAAGACAUUUUUAUUGUAAUAACAUAAAGAAAAAAAAUAAUUAAUUGAAUUUACAGAUAUAGAAUUCUUAAAUCCUCUUGAAAAUAAGUUCUUCAAAGACUAUAACUUUGAAAAGGAUUAAAUUUUGUUAAUGGAUGCUAAAGAAUUGGAAAAGACCUUCUCAAUUUCAAAUAAUCUCUUUCAAUUAGAAGAAAAAUGCAUAAAUUGUUCAUAAUAUUAAAAUUUGAAUUUUAAUUGUGUUUGUAAAAAGGUUAAAUACUGCAGUGAAUCAUGUUUAUAGUAACACUAAUAUCAUCAUAUACAAGUAUGUGAAAAAUAAAAUGAUACAGAUGAAAUACUUGUUAAAUUAAUUCCUAAUUCUUAAUCCAAAUAAGGUCUAACAGGGUUAAGGAAUUUAGGAAAUACUUGUUAUAUGAAUAGUGCUUUAUAAUGCUUAUCAAAUACACCUGAAAUAUCAAGAUACUUUUUGGAUAAUUCAUUCAAAUUUGAGAUUAAUGCUUAAAAUGCGUUAGGCACAAAGGGUGAAUUUGCAUCAUUGUUUUCAUAUCUUUUAAAAAGGCUUUGGUUUGAUAAAUAAUCAUAAAUAUCACCAUUUUAAUUUAAAAGAUUGGUUGGCAAAUUGUCCCCCAACUUUGCAGGAAAUGCAUAACAUGAUGCAUAAGAAUUUAUAACAUUUACUCUUGAUUUACUUAAUGAAGAUUUAAAUAGAGUCAAAGUAAAACCAUAUGUAGAAAUUCCUGACAAUGAUAAUAGACCUGAUGAUGUUGUAAGUUAAGAAUAAUGGGAUUGCUUUUAAAAAAGAAAUGAUUCUUUGAUUGUUGAUGAAUUAUAUGGGUAAUAUAGAUCAAAGUUGCAAUGUCCUAUUUGUGAUAAAAUAUCUAUUACAUUUGAUCCAUUUUUAAUGGUCAAUGUAACAAUUCCUUAAGAAUAAAAAAAGGUUUUGGAAUUUUUUGUUAUUGAUCCUGAAAACCUUUGGUUGAGUAAACCGGUCACUCAUUAUUAUGAACCAGAAUUGAGACUUAAAGAAGUUUUGUAAUUUAAAUCAUAAGAAUGGCUUAAUUGUGAAUGGGAUCAAAUCAUUUUAACAUUAAGCUCUACUUUUUCAAUUGAAGAAGGUAGCUAAUUUUUAAUAAUUUAGUUUUUUUGGAUUAAAGAUUAGAAUUAUUAAAAAAACAAUUAAAACAUGAUAAAAAAUUAUAAUUAAGAAGACUAACAGUCCAAGAAUAAAUAAUUUAAAACGAAUCCUAAGUUCAUGUUCUCAUUCACAAUUAAAUUUAAACAAUGAGCAAUUGGAAAAAAGAUAUAAUUCCCACCAUGUACUUUAUUCUAUCUCAACAUUAUACAUAUAAAGAAAUUCAUAUGUUUUUCUUUGAUUGUUUUUAAAAUGUUCUAAAAAAUUUUGUAGAUUUUGAUUAAAACUGGCUUAAUUCAGAAAAUCAAGAAGAAGUUUAUUAACAACAUGUUUUAGAUAAGUAUUGGAAAAUCAUGUUUAAAUCAAAUCAAAGGUAUUAAGUGAAUUGUUCUUAUUGUUAUAAAGCUUAUUGUAAUGAUUGUCCUCUUGAAUUUAUUGAUAAAAUAUUUGGUGAUUGUUUUGAGAGGGAAGAUAAAUUAUUACAGCCAGAAAUAUAAAUCGUAUGGCUUAAGCCUUGUAGAGAAAAAAUUGAAGAUAUUUAUACUGAAUACCAAAAGAUAUUUGAUCCUAAUUAUAAGCCCCCAGUCGUUAACUUAAAUUGGGAUAACAACCAAAAAAAUAAUAAAUAUAAAUAGACUUAUACUUUAGAGCAUUGUUUAGAAUAUUCAACAAAGCCAGAAUAAUUACAAGUAGAUAAUACUUGGUAUUGUAAUGGAUGUAAAGAUCAUGUGCAAGCUUAUAAAACAUUAUAAAUUUAUAAAACUUCAAAGAUCCUGAUUUUUCAUCUGAAAAGAUUUAAAGAUUCAUAUAAAUUAUUUAAAUCAAAACUGCAAACUAAUAUAUUGUAUCCUGAAAAGUUAGAUAUGAGCAAUUUUGUGCUGUAUAAAGGUAAAAUAGAUUAAUAAAUAAAUAGAUAAUAAUAAUUUAUAUGAAUUGUAUGCAAUAUGCAAUCAUAUUGGUGAAUCUGGUAGUGGGCAUUACACUGCAUUUUGCAAAAACAAUGGAGAAUGGUAUAGAUUUGAUGAUUCGAUUGUCAUCAAAGAGACAAAUAGUAUUGUUACUCCAAAUGCUUAUGUUUUAUUUUAUAGAAGAAUUGAUCAUAAAAAUGUUGAAUAUGAUUUAGAAGCUAAAUUAAAAUAGAAUAUAGAUCUAUUAUUAGCAGAUGAAGUAUUUAAGCAGCAUCUGUAAAAACUAUAAGAAGAAAAUGAUGAAAAUAUAGAUACUUAAAAACAAGUUUCAUCUUCUAUGAAUACAUAAUAAGAAUAAAAUAAGGAGGUCUUGGCUAAAUUAGAUAUCAAUUUAGUCAACGAUUAAUCUAGCAGUGAUACAAAUAAUGGGGAAGAUGAUGAAAAUGAAGAUGAAAAUUGA
Messenger RNA from Paramecium sonneborni, 3192 nucleotides. The record is from the annotation of a GenBank genome assembly. Lineage: Eukaryota; Ciliophora; Oligohymenophorea; Peniculida; Parameciidae.